Nycticebus coucang (slow loris) is the source of this 1540-nucleotide messenger RNA. RefSeq lists its product as uncharacterized. NCBI's taxonomy places the organism in Eukaryota, Metazoa, Chordata, Mammalia, Primates, Lorisidae. The transcript has 2 exons. The record is from RefSeq and is a predicted model, not a curated record. Bases 411 to 1061 code for a protein of 216 amino acids.
AGAGGGGAGGGAGUUGUGUGGCUUAGGGGCCCCAGCCCUUCCUCUGCCCCCGCCUGCCGCCUGCUGCAGGCCAGAGCUGCCCAGCUGGGUGCAAGACGCCAUCUUGGGUCAAGGUGCAGCCACAGGGGGCUCCCUUCAGGAGCCAGGGGAGAGAGCCCCUUGAGAACCAGCGGGGCCCCACUCCCUACCCAAAUCGCCAACACCUCCUCAACGGGCCUUGCAGGAUAGAGAGGUUGGAUGGACCCGGGGGAUGGAGAAGGGGAGAAAUAACGCGGGGUGGGGAGAGGGUGCCCCCAAGAAGGGAGGCUCCAGGAAAGCGAAACGUAGUUUGGCAGGCGGAGGGCCGCGAGCCCCAGCGAAGAGGGGCUGGGGGAGGCCAGGGGAAGAGGCCUUGGACCCGCGCCAGCCAGAUGCGAAGCUUUCAAGGACACGUCUGCACCGGCCCGGCGGGGGUGCGUGUGCGUGAGUGUGUCCGCGUGCGUGGGAGUGUGCGCGGGUGGGGGGGCUGCUACAGGGGGCGACCCCGGGCGUCCCCACCCGCGCUGCUCCCAGCCAAGGCCCGGCUUCUCCCACCUCCGCGUUUUCCGGCCCCCGCGGCCCGGGGACGGGAUCCUAGCCCGCCCCCGCCCCGCCCCCACAUUGCGGCGCGGCCACCACUGCCGCCUCGGCUCCCACGGCCCGCGGCGGGGACAGGGAGGAGCCCAGGCACUAUGACCCCCUCCCAUGCCGCCUGGCCCUCAGCGCAGAGGUGUGCCCCCCCCAAGAGGGCACUCUUUCCACCUCCGCCGCCCCUCCCAGAUCCGCUGGCGCCCCGCACCCCCAGCCACAGGUGGCCGGAGGAGGAUCUGUGCGCAGCGCUCCCCGGCCCGGCCCCGCGAUCACCCCUCGGCCCGCCCCCGGGAGCCUCCGGGUCCCCCGCCCCGCGGGGCCGAGGAGGCCGGGAGCCGGGGGGAGGGGCGGGGGGCCGGGUCGUGCCAGGCUGCCAUUUUCUGCCGCCGCCGCGGAGCCUGCGCGGGGCCCGGCCCCCGCCCCCUCUCCUGGGCCGCGGCGGGGGCCAAUAAUUCUGCGUCGGGGUCCGCGCCCUCCAGCGCCCCGGCCCCAGGCCCCAGGCAGGGCCACCGGGCAGAGGCAGAGCCCGGAAGGCGGGAGCAGCCAGGCCCGGGCCCCUGCGGCAGCGCUGAGCCGGGCACCGUGGCUGAGGCUGGCGGCGGAGGGGGGCCCCCCGCGGCAUUGUAUAGACUUGAACUUGAGCCCGGAGCCGGGCGGGGGCGGGGAGGGGGGUCCGCGCCGUGAGCGGGCGGGACGGGAGGGGGCGCCUGCCGAGCCCGCGGGGACAUAAACAAACCCUCAAAUCCCCCGCGCCGCCCGGGCCAACCCGGCCCACGGUCCCCGCCCGCAGCUCUGGUUCCGCAGGCGCCCAGCGCCGAGUUACAGGGGUCCAGGAGCGUGCCCCGACCCGGGUACUGCCCGCCACGGUGCCCCCGGCCCGGCCUUCCCUGCUCCCCGCCCGCCUCCGAGCCAGCCUCCAGGGCCGCCAGCG